Molecule: messenger RNA, 2770 nt
Organism: Alligator mississippiensis (American alligator)
Lineage: Eukaryota; Metazoa; Chordata; Crocodylia; Alligatoridae
Gene: ZFP36L1
Product: ZFP36 ring finger protein like 1
Exons: 2
Coding region: 152-1159 (335 amino acids)
Molecular function (GO): metal ion binding; mRNA binding
Source: RefSeq, a predicted model, not a curated record
GAGAGAGAAAGGAAGGGAGGGUCGUUGGAGCAAAGGGGGGGGAAGGCAUCCAACCCAGGGAAAUUGGAGGCUGUGCCUUACUUACAACACUGUGAUUCCACUUCUUUUUAUAUUAUCCUUCCACCCGCUUUCCCCCCUUCCAUCCCCGAAGAUGUCCACAGCUCUGGUGUCUCCAACCAUCUUCGAGCUGAGUGAAGUUUUAUGCAAGGGCAACAAGAUGUUGAAUUACAGUCCCUCCAGUGUUGGAGGGUGUCUGCUGGACAGGAAGGCAGUGGGUACCCCAGCUGGCGGGGGUUUCUCCAGGAGGCACUCUGUCACCUUGCCCAACUCCAAGUUUCACCAGAACCAGCUCCUAAGCAGCCUCAAGGGGGAGCCAGCCCCUGUGCUGGGUCCUAGGGAGAGCCGCUUUCGGGACCGCUCCUUCUCUGAAGGCGGGGAACGUCUACUGCCACAGAAGCAGCCUGGGGGACAAGUCAAUUCAAGCCGCUACAAGACUGAGCUGUGCCGCCCCUUUGAGGAGAACGGUGCUUGCAAAUACGGUGACAAGUGCCAGUUCGCCCAUGGCAUCCACGAGCUGCGAAGCCUCACUCGCCACCCCAAGUACAAGACGGAGCUGUGCCGCACUUUCCACACCAUCGGCUUCUGCCCUUACGGGCCUCGCUGUCACUUCAUCCACAAUGCCGAGGAGCGCCGCGCCGUGGCUGGGGCCAGGGACCCCACUGUUGCCGACAGACCUCGCCUCCAGCACAGCUUCAGUUUUGCCGGCUUCCCCAGCUCUGCUGCCAAUGGGCUGCUGGACAGCCCCACCUCAAUCACCCCGCCGCCUAUCCUGAGUGCUGAUGACCUUCUGGGCUCGCCCACCUUGCCUGACUGCGCCAGCAACCCUUUCACCUUCUCCAGCCAAGAGCUGGCCAGUCUCUUUGCCCCCAGCAUGGGGGUGCAGGUGCCCAGCGGGGGGUCACCCACUGCUUUCCUCUUCAGGCCCAUGUCUGAGUCCCCCAACAUGUUUGACUCGCCACCCAGUCCUCAGGACUCCCUCUCUGACCAGGAAGGCUAUCUGAGCAGCUCUAGCAGCAGCCACAGCGGCUCAGAUUCGCCCAUCCUGGACACCUCAAGACGUCUUCCCAUCUUCAGCAGACUCUCCAUCUCUGAUGACUAAUUUGGGGUUGCCUCUUGUCUCCCUCUCACCUCUCUAUUACAAUGUUAAGCUGAACCCCCCUCCCCCACCCCGAGCUCCCCUGGUUACAGGGUUAGACGUUAACAUCAAGGCAGUCCACUUGCCGCUAGCUGACUCACUGGCUUAAGCCUUAAGUGCCAAAUUACAUUAAAAAGCAAUAACCGUUUACAAAAUUAGUGCCUUUAACAUUUUCACUGUGACUAUUACCUCUCCAGCUGCAGAGGGCACCCGCAGCCUCCUCUAAAGCUCUGUGCACUUCCAGAUGUGCAGGGAAAAUCCAGAACCAGCAGCUCCCUCCACUGGCCACAAUACUGCAUCUUCCCCUUUCAGUCCCUUUGCCCCUCCCUUUUCUAUUGGCCAGUUGUUGCUAGACUUAAGGCAUGUGGACAGCUGUUAACAUCCAGCCCUUGUGCCCUAUAAAGAUUAAUUUUGCCUGGAUCUGCUCAGGUCUGCAGGAAGAAAAGCUGAGAAUGGACAAAGAUUGUACCAUGAGUGGGACUUUGACUGGGGGGAAGAAAACAAACAGAUGGACUAUGAAAGACUUGAUUUUGGUGCUAAAAGUUCCCCAUGUAUUCAUGUGACAUCUUUAAAAAAAAUAAAUAAAACCAGAGGGGAGGGGGGGCUAAUGGAAUUCAUUCCACACACAAGUUCUGUUUAAACCAAGUUCCAGUAGGCAUAGCUUUAAUGGUUUUGCUCUAGAGUACUUUAGACCUAUCUUAGAGCACUCACGCCAAGCUUUUUAUUAUUUUUUUUUUUCUGGGUUUUAAUUUUGUAUAACUUUUCAGAAAUUGGAGAGCAAAUUUUGCUUGUCACUGCACAACAAUAUAAAAAGCUUAUUUAACUUAUCAAAACGUAUUUAUUGCCGAAACCUAUGCUUUUUUGUUAAUUUUGUUCAUAUUUAUCGGGAUGAUGAAUCCAUAGAAUAUAUUCUUUUAUGUUUAAAUUAUGAUCUUCCAUAUUAAUCUUAAGAUUGUGAAGUGUCUUUUUUCCUUUUUUUCCCCCCCCCACAGUUUAAUAUAUUAUACUACAAUGACAUUUUUUGUAACUUUACACUUUUUUGGUUAUUUUAUUUUAAAAAAUGAAAAAUUAAUUUAAAAAAAUGCAAAAACUGUGUUUGGAUUAUUUAUUUUAGAAAUUCCCCUUUUUGUGUUGGACUGCAAAUUGAGUUAAUGUGUUUCUUUGCCUUUCCUCUUCCUCCUCUUCCCCUGGGUGUUGUACACACUUGGGCUCUAGAAUGUACAUGCAUAAGCUCUGCUGUGAGAUAGUAUGGAAGAAAGACAUUUUACUUCCUUUUUUUUUUUUGUAUAGCUUCUUUAAAGGAAAAAAAAAAGCCUUUGGCUUGAAGUGCCUAUCUGAAGACAUUCCAAAUACAGUUUGUCUCUGAGUUUCUGUAUUCCAAGUUUGGAGUUUUCCUUGUUGAGGUGAAUGGGACUGGCACAAAGAAAACAAUGAAUGUAAUUUUUCCCCUGUUACUGUUCACUACAUUGCCUUUUUUCUUUUUUUUUUUCCUUUGUGUGCGUUUAUUUAAAAGAAUCUCUUUUGUAACGACUGUUUGCAGUUUAAAUCAAUAAACCCCAAGUCUUUUUCAAGAAA